Molecule: messenger RNA, 341 nt
Organism: Protopolystoma xenopodis
Lineage: Eukaryota; Metazoa; Platyhelminthes; Monogenea; Polystomatidea; Polystomatidae
Source: the annotation of a GenBank genome assembly
AUUUGUUCUUCACUGAUAAACAUGAAUGGAUCAAAUUGCAGCAAAACAUCGGUAUUGUUGGCAUAUCAGAUUACGCCCAAAAUAAAUUGGGUGAUAUAGUCUAUGUUCAACUUCCGCGUGUUGGUGAUGAGCUACUUCAGCAUGGUGAGUUUGGUGCCGUUGAAUCUGUGAAGGCGGCCAGUGAGCUCUAUUCACCAGCCUCGGGGAAAGUCAUAGAAGUCAACGAUCUGGUAGAAUCUAAUGCUGCGCUUAUAAACAAAUCAGCUCAAGAAGAAGUACUAAGUCGCUCCAGUCUAAAGCGUGAUGGCAACCAAAAUAACUGCCCUGGGAUUUUCUUCUAG